CGAGACAACACCAUCCAACAGCGAGCAACACUAAAAAAGAGGGAGAGAAAACCGACAACAUUGGUGAAUCACCGAUUGUCGUCCUUCUCCCACAAGUAUUGCAGAUGGCAGUGUCGCGUAAUUCCCCCCACAAUGCGCUAGAAUGAGAGCGUGAAGUGAAGACUCCCAUUUUAUUCCAAUUCCCCACGUAAAACACUUUACACUCCAGCACUAAACAACUAAAAAAAUUCCCAAUGGGGACUCGUCCAAUGAGUAAUUACCACUUCAAAGUGCAGUUCCAAUGAAUGAGGGGAGAAGAUAAAAACCUUGUGCUCAAUUGUUGCUGGAGUACUGAUAAAAUCAGUUUUUUGGAUUUUGAGGGGGAAUCCGGACACACGAUCCCCACUCGAUUAGUCAGGUAUUACUCUAGCCAUCUUAUCUGACUCAACUCCUGACGUUUCGUCAUCCAUUAUAACCUACAAGAGGCGUACUGAGUUGACAAUAAACCCAGAUAUGAGUACGUGAGCAUCUUCACGAUUUGGUAAUAACGAAAACAACAAGUGGAGGAAAAAUGCCAGAGCCUGAAGCCAGUGCUCCAACACCAGGUCCUUCUGAAUCACCUGCAGCACCACAAUCUCCAGAGGAAACCAGUCCACCACCUGGUGUCCUCAUGAGCCAUACGUCACGCACAGUACAAGCUCUGCCAGAAGUCAAUCGUACGACUGCCUCCAGAAUCUUCCCCAACGGUGUGCCAACUAAUUUAAAUGAGAUCAGGCCAAUUAUAUCGCAAGCCUACUCUUUUUUCUUCCAGAAUUCAAUGUCCCUGACAUCCUGGCUGAACGCAAGAUUCCCAGGGCAGAAUCCCCAAGUGAUUCAAACGCCGCAGGCAAUAACAAGUCCCUCCACAGAUUCAUUCGUGAUAAAUUUGGACGAUGAAUCGUCCACUCCACUUCCUCAACCCCAGAAUCCCCCACGUCCCCAUCCUGAGCACCAAAUUCACAUUCAGAGGUCAACAACAGCCGACAAUUUCUUCAACAAUAUUCGAGAGGCUUCCGCAAAUGCAGUAAACAAUAACAAUAGUAUUAUUAGUAAUAGUAAUGGAAAUAAUCAGGAGAGUAGUAAUGAGAGUGGAGAGCAGUCGGUGGAUUCGUUACCACUGAGGCCAGAGGCCCAGGAAUUAUUCAAAACUAUUCAGAAUCAUCUGCCCUUUGCUGCACUAUUGCUGACAAAAGCCAUCUACGAUCAUCGAUCUGGAACCCUGUGCCUCGGGCUGCUCCUCGUGGCUUUCAUCAAGGCGAAUAAUGAUCUCAAGAGGGAAAUUGCAAAGCAAGCCAGUGGAAGUGGCAAAUGCCUGUUUCAUAUUCUGUGUUAUAUAUUUGGUGCCUUAGCCAUGACUUCACUUGUCCUCAAUGAUUAUCCGUUCUUCUUUUAUUCCGCGCAUACGUCAUUUUGGAUUUUGUUGUGGGGCAUCAUUAUCACGGAUUUUGUGGUCAAACUUUUCACUGUUGCUGUGAAGACACUCCUGACAUGCUUGCCUGGGAAGUUUUUGGCUUAUCAAAAGAGGGGAAAAUAUUAUCUGUUCAUUGAAGCAGUAUCCCAGUUCUACAGAUCGACCAUUCCCAUGUACUCUUGGCUGUCAGUUUUCAAAGAAGCCUAUCAGGGCCCUGAAGUGGUUUUAGGAAUUAUAAUGGCUUCGUUGUAUGGAGUUACGAAAAUUCGCGAUCUCCUGGUUAGAGGAAAAUUUCUGGUCAAUGCUUUCAUCAAAUUUUGGCAGAAUGUGAGCCUGGGAUCCUCUCCCUCUAAGGAGCAACUGGCAGCCGCUGGUGGUACCUGUGUCAUCUGCCACGAGGAAUAUUCCACCCCAGUUCAACUCCAUUGCAAACACAUAUUCUGUGAGGCCUGUGUGUCAAUAUGGCUUGACAGGGAGAGAACGUGCCCCCUCUGCCGUUCACCAAUAACCGACGAUCCCAUCUACAGGGAUGGACACACGACGCAUUUCAUUCAGUUUUAUUAAAAAACACACACUCCCUCCCCUAUUUUUUACAAAAUGAAAAUGAUGGAAUUAUGGUGAUAAUACUUCCAUGUGGACGUUGUCAUGUUUGAAAUAAUGUCAUAUUGAUAAUUUGAAAUAAUAAUGGUAAAACGUGAGAAAAG
Diachasma alloeum is the source of this 2133-nucleotide messenger RNA. RefSeq names its product E3 ubiquitin-protein ligase RNFT1 (gene Rnft2). Bases 551 to 1993 code for a protein of 480 amino acids. The transcript is spliced from 4 exons. Gene Ontology annotation, molecular function: ubiquitin protein ligase activity. The record is from RefSeq and is a predicted model, not a curated record. Lineage: Eukaryota; Metazoa; Arthropoda; Insecta; Hymenoptera; Braconidae. Gene Ontology annotation, biological process: positive regulation of ERAD pathway.